This is a messenger RNA of Aplysia californica (California sea hare), 630 nucleotides long. RefSeq lists its product as uncharacterized. Gene Ontology annotation, molecular function: G protein-coupled receptor activity. The record is from RefSeq and is a predicted model, not a curated record. Gene Ontology annotation, biological process: G protein-coupled receptor signaling pathway. Gene Ontology annotation, cellular component: membrane. Bases 1 to 630 code for a protein of 209 amino acids. The transcript has 5 exons. NCBI's taxonomy places the organism in Eukaryota, Metazoa, Mollusca, Gastropoda, Aplysiida, Aplysiidae.
AUGUGUGGCUCUACGAGAGUGAAGGCCCCUGAUGUGCACACUAGAAUCAUGGCAUUUCAGCAAGGAAACUCAUCGUGGAAUACCACUGAUAUGGUGACCUUCUUCUUUGACGACGUGGACGUCUUUGGAAAUGACACGAAUAAAACAUACAACUCUGACAAUGAAUCCUUUGCUGAGACAAAAUCUAACUUUUCUGUAACGGAGCCCAACAAACCCCCGGUAUUUGUCUAUACAAUGACGGAUAUCUACAGACAAAUAUUGGGAAUGGUCACAGGUUUCAUCGGGAUGCCAAGCAGCGCGCUUCUACUGGCCGUGACGCUGACCAAGAGCUACAGGAGACUGUCCUUCUCGGUGUAUCUGAGCACCUCUUCUGUUUAUGACUUCCUCUUCCUCUUCCUGGUAUUAUACGACCACCUGAUCUUCACCACUAUUACAAUUUCCAUAUGGAUGAAUGUUUGCCUGGCCUGUGACCGCUUCAUCGUCAUUGCACUUCCCUUUCAGAAGGAAACAUAUUGCACGAGACGCAUCAGUUGCCUAGUCACCGCCACUGUUGUCAGCGUCAUCCACCUACUGGGCAUCGCAUAUGUCGUGUACCCAGGAGUCCAGUUCAUCUGGCUCAUCAACAGGUAA